CCUGCGCAGGCGCCGAGGGGUCGGGUCGGACGCAGAAAUGGCGGCCUCCAUAUUCUGCAGCCGGCUGCUGGCCGCCGCUCCCCUGAGGAGCCGCCCGCCCCGGGGGGCGCUGGGGGCCGCCGCUCAGGUUCUGGGAAGCUCUGGACUGUUCAACAGCCAUGGACUCCAAGUGCAGCAGCAGCAGCAGAGGAACCUUUCCCUACACGAGUACAUGAGCAUGGAGCUGCUGCAAGAAGCGGGAGUCGCCAUUCCCAAGGGACACGUGGCCAAGUCCCCAGACGAAGCUUAUGCCAUUGCCAAAAAAUUAGGUUCAAAAGAUGUUGUGAUAAAGGCACAGGUUUUAGCUGGUGGUAGAGGAAAAGGAACAUUUGAAAGUGGCCUCAAAGGAGGAGUGAAGAUAGUUUUUUCUCCAGAAGAAGCAAAAGCUGUGUCCUCACAAAUGAUUGGGAAAAAGUUGUUUACCAAGCAAACGGGAGAAAAGGGCAGAAUUUGCAAUCAAGUGUUGGUUUGUGAGCGAAGAUACCCCAGGAGGGAGUACUACUUUGCAAUAACGAUGGAAAGGUCGUUUCAAGGUCCUGUGUUAAUAGGAAGUUCUCAAGGCGGCGUCAACAUUGAAGACGUUGCUGCAGAGUCUCCUGAAGCCAUAGUCAAAGAGCCCAUUGAUAUCGUAGAAGGCAUCAAAAAGGAACAAGCCGUCCGGCUUGCACAGAAGAUGGGAUUUCCGCCAAAUGUUGUGGAUUCUGCGGCAGAAAACAUGGUGAAGCUUUACAACCUUUUCCUGAAAUACGAUGCCACCAUGGUGGAAAUCAAUCCCAUGGUGGAGGAUGCGGAUGGCGCUGUGCUGUGUAUGGAUGCGAAGAUCAAUUUUGAUUCUAAUUCAGCCUAUCGCCAGAAGAAGAUCUUUGACCUCCAGGACUGGACCCAGGAAGAUGAAAGGGACAGAGACGCGGCGAAGGCGGACAUCAACUACAUCGGCCUGGAUGGGAACAUAGGCUGUCUCGUGAACGGUGCUGGUCUGGCCAUGGCCACAAUGGACAUCAUAAAACUUCACGGGGGGACGCCGGCCAACUUCCUGGACGUCGGGGGCGGUGCCACAGUCCACCAAGUGACGGAAGCCUUCAAGCUCAUCACUUCCGAUAAAAAGGUACUGGCUAUCCUGGUCAACAUUUUUGGAGGGAUCAUGCGGUGCGACGUCAUUGCACAGGGCAUCGUCAUGGCGGUGAAGGACCUGGAGAUUAAGAUACCCAUUGUGGUGCGGCUCCAAGGUACACGAGUGGAUGACGCUAAGGCGCUGAUAGCGGACAGUGGACUGAAAAUUCUCGCUUGCGAUGACUUGGACGAAGCUGCUAAAAUGGUUGUAAAGCUCUCUGAAAUAGUGACCUUAGCCAAACAAGCCCAGGUGGACGUGAAAUUUCAGUUGCCAAUCUGAUCUGAGACUACAGUGGACGGCCGGAGGUUUCAAACGUGCUCUAAUCAUUAAAAAUACUGUGUCCUGUCAUUGUUUCUUUUCUCUUCAGUGUGUGAAAAUUAUAUUGCCGUCUAGGCAUAAAAACUUGUAAAAGCGCCUGGCCUGCAUUUAACCCCCUGUUGGGAGUGGGCUGUGUGUGUAAAGAGUGUGCGCUGUGCUCACCCAGCUCCCUGUGCGCAGCCUCCCGCUCCGCCUCCCUGGAUGCGACUUGCAGUAGCCGCUGGCCGCUGUUGGAUACGGCAUCCUUCGUUAAUGAGUCCUACGAAUAAAAUAAAUACGAAUAAAGCUUUAUUCUUUAGUGUUAGAACUAUUGUAUCUAAUAACUAGCCACAUUAGUAGAGAAUGUAAUAAAAUGAUGUUUUAUAUAAGUGUUUAUCUUGAACACCAAAUACUGAACUAAGCACAUCAAUCACUAUUUAUAGACGCAGCUUUCAAACACUCCUCAGAAUAUUCUUUUAAAUAAAUAUUUCAGUAAAGUAACUUAAUUAUCUGAACAUUGUUUUAAUCAUUACAAAGCACCAACAACAGCAGGUCCUCUCGAUCCUGUGGUACUGGGAGGAACGUGUAGGUUUGUAUCAAAUAAAGGCAUGUUUACCAAGGACUUGGUGUACAAAUAAUGGCAAUUUAAGUUAAUAAAAAUCUCCCAAUGUGAA
This is a messenger RNA of Pteronotus mesoamericanus, 2121 nucleotides long. It is a transcript of the gene SUCLA2, whose product is annotated as succinate-CoA ligase ADP-forming subunit beta. The record is from RefSeq and is a predicted model, not a curated record. Gene Ontology annotation, molecular function: metal ion binding; succinate-CoA ligase (ADP-forming) activity; ATP binding. Lineage: Eukaryota; Metazoa; Chordata; Mammalia; Chiroptera; Mormoopidae. Bases 38 to 1429 code for a protein of 463 amino acids. Gene Ontology annotation, biological process: succinyl-CoA metabolic process; tricarboxylic acid cycle. The transcript is spliced from 11 exons. Gene Ontology annotation, cellular component: succinate-CoA ligase complex; mitochondrion.